CUGCCCCUAUUUUGCCUUUCUUUCCAGAUUUGUCUUCUUCUCAUAGCAACUCUUCUGCCUUCUAAAGCGAUGGAAGAUUUUUCGUUGCCAGUUUUAGUUAAUAGCAUUACUUUUAAUUCUCCUAACAGUAAUAAAAAUAAUCUUAACACCAACCAUAUUAAUACUCAAAUGCAUCAUCAUAAAGAUCAGAUGUUGGCUGCUGGUAGCACACCGAGUACAACGGCUUUCUUGUAUGAGGCACAAUCAGCCGCCAAGCCCGAAAUGACUAUGGCUAAAAGUGAUUACGCGACAUUCACAAGUUGUAUCCAACAGUCCGCUUUGUUAGAUCACCGAGUUGAUACUAAUUUGGAAACUAAUUUAGAUGGAGCCGUUUCGCUGGGUGGUCUAGGAUUAUGCGACUUGAAAUUUGCGAAUACUAGUAAUUUAAUGGGCGGUAAUAAUACUACCGUUUUAUGUACGGAUGUGAAUAAUUAUAAACAUUUACCACCGCUACCGAUAAUAGAAUCUAAUAGUUUAUUUGCGACUAGCAAUGGAGGCGAAUUAACCAAGGGUUCCGCGUCUCCAACGAGCAUAACUGGUAAUUUGCAGGCUACAUUUUCAAAUAUUGUUCAUUUUAAUCGAGACCCGUUGCCGGAAGAGUUACCUUCUACGCAAUCGCAUUACGUAACCUUUAAGGAGAGUGAAGAAUCAAACACUGCCGAACAUCCGCAAAAAAUUUUGGGUAAUGUCAAUACACAAAUGCCACCACCGCCAUCGACUGGUUCAACGGACGAAAAUUGCGGAGCCGGUUUAAUGGAAUUUACCAUAGAAUCCACCGAUAAGUCACCAAACCUCAAUAAUCUACAUGAAGAAAAUGUAGUUGUUAAUGUAACAGCCGCAAAUGCUCCAACAAUAGCAGCAAUGAUAAAAAAUACUGCCAAUACAAAUACAACUGUUAUUACGACAAUGGCUUCUAUUGCUACUACAACAAGUAAUAUUAAUGUAAAUUUACAGCAACAACAGCAGCAACAAAAUGUAAGCUCGUCGGUGCACAGUGUUGAAGAAGUCGGCCUUAACUCUAUGGCCACAACACGUUCAUCAUCAUCUCUAUCAGGCAUCUCUUCUUCGGCGGUUUCAUCCAUAGCAUCUCCAAGCUUAAAUCCUUCGCCAUCCUCUGUUGCUAAUGUAUUAUCCACAGCUACUUCAGUACCUACACAACUACAACAACAACAACAACAACAACAACAACAACAUGAUAAUCACCAUCCUAGAUCUGUGCAAACCGAUCAACAAAAUCAUCAAAAUUGUUCAAAUAUUAGCACCGAUAGUAAUGACGAUUCGCUUUCAUCAUCAGAAGAAUUUUUAGAAAUGGAUUUAAACGGGAGAGCAAGUGCUGGUAAGUAGUCAUAGUAAUUAAUUUUUUUUUUGCAUA
This is a messenger RNA of Glossina fuscipes, 1411 nucleotides long. RefSeq names its product nuclear hormone receptor FTZ-F1-like. The record is from RefSeq and is a predicted model, not a curated record. Lineage: Eukaryota; Metazoa; Arthropoda; Insecta; Diptera; Glossinidae. The coding region runs from base 70 to 1383 and encodes 437 amino acids. The transcript has a single exon.